AUGAUCAAAAUAUUGAUUUUAUUGGCAUAAUUUCUUGAAUUUUUGUUUUCAGUCUCAUUAUGCACAUUCAUGAAGAUUGGAAGAGAAGAAACCAAAAUGAGUGGCAGAGUUCUAAAGUUUGCUUAUAGAGUUGAAAAAAAUCUACUCUACAACUAUGAAUUUGGACCAAAUACUAAAGUAGGUAAUCACUAAUCAUUAGGAUAUAAGACUUUGUUUGAUUCCAUUUUUACUACCAACUAUCUGCAAGAAAAUAAUUAAUAUCAAAUCACCAUUAAGUUUUUAUGAACUAUUGCUUGCGUUAAUUGAUGUUUUAUCACUCGUUGACUACAUCAAUACAACAGAAUCUUAUCAAAGAUAUUGUCUAGUUUAUACUAUAAGAGUCAUAAGAACUAUGAUGAUGCUAUUUGAAUUAGUAUAAGAAAUUACAAAAAUGGUAAUCCUUCACUAUGAGUAAAUAUUGCAAAAUAGACUUUUGCAAAUGUAAUAAAAGAAACAAUCUCUACAAAGCAGUAUUAAUCAAUAACAAUAGUUAUUAUCAAUUUAAUAAUAACAAAUUCUUAAUGAAGAUUUUGAUUCAGAUGAACAAUCUAAAUUAAAUAACACACGAAAAUAAUAAUAAUAAUAAUAAACAUUAAUAAAACGAAUUAUAUUUCCAUAAAUGAAAAUCCCUUGCAUUCUAUUAAAUUUAAUAAUUAAUCAAUAACAAUAUUACAUCUAAAUUAUAGAUCCUUGGAGUUUUGACAAAUCAUUCUCAUAAAUUUAUAUAAGAGAAUAACUAUUAAUAAUGAUUAAACUUAAUUAUUGCUGUUAAAUAUAUUAAACUUUAAAGAAAACUAAAUGUAAUUAAUAAGCUUUACAUAAAUACAGAGAAUUAAUAGCAGAAUAUUUAUCUUAAUUAAUUUGGAUGAAUUGA
Molecule: messenger RNA, 913 nt
Organism: Paramecium primaurelia
Lineage: Eukaryota; Ciliophora; Oligohymenophorea; Peniculida; Parameciidae
Source: the annotation of a GenBank genome assembly